This is a messenger RNA of Echinops telfairi (small Madagascar hedgehog), 1218 nucleotides long. It is a transcript of the gene PHYHD1, whose product is annotated as phytanoyl-CoA dioxygenase domain containing 1. The transcript has 11 exons. The record is from RefSeq and is a predicted model, not a curated record. Bases 113 to 979 code for a protein of 288 amino acids. NCBI's taxonomy places the organism in Eukaryota, Metazoa, Chordata, Mammalia, Afrosoricida, Tenrecidae.
GGGUUAAGUCCUUUUGGACCUUAGGGUGCCAGCCAGCCCUCCUGAACUUUCCCCUGCACAGUGCCUGGGAGGAAGCCCAGAGCCUUCUGCUGCAUGCUCUGCUGCGGUUCCCAUGGCCUACCUGAGCCCCGCACAGUUCCAGGAGGAUGGGUUCCUGGUUCUGGAAGGGUUCCUGUCUGUUGCCGAGUGCGCAGCCAUGAAGGAAAGGAUUGGCGAGAUCAUGGCCAAGAUGGACGUCCCUCUCCAUUGCCGUACAGAGUUCUCCACCCAGGAGGAGGAGCAGCUCCGAGCACAGGGCAGCACAGACUAUUUCUUGAGCAGCGGCGACAAGAUUCGCUUCUUCUUUGAGAAAGGCGUUUUUGACAAAGCAGGCAAUUUCCUGGUCCCUCCGGAGAAGUCCAUCAACAAAAUUGGCCACGCUCUGCAUGCCCACGACUCUGUCUUCCGGUGCGUCACACAUUCCCCCAAAGUACAGGCUGUGGCCAGGAGUCUGGGCCUCCAGAAGCCCGUGGUGGUGCAGAGCAUGUACAUCUUCAAGCACCCUCGCUGUGGGGGCGAAGUCUCCCCUCACCAGGACGCCUCCUUCCUGUACACGGAGCCCCUGGGCCGGGUGCUGGGCAUGUGGAUCGCACUGGAGGAUGCCACGCUGGAGAACGGCUGCCUCUGGUUCAUCCCUGGCUCCCAUACCAAUGGAGUGUCAAGAAGGAUGGUCCGGAACCCUGCCUGCUCAGCGCCUGGCACCAGCUUUCUGGGCUCAGAGCCGGUCCGGGAGAACAGUCUCUUUGUACCCACGCCUGUGCGGAGAGGAGCCCUCGUCCUAAUCCACGGAGAAGUGGUGCACAUGAGUGAGCAGAAUCUCUCCGACUGCUCCCGCCAGUCCUACACUUUCCACCUCAUGGAGGCCGUGGGCACUGUCUGGAGCCCCGAGAACUGGCUUCAGCCAACAGCUGAGCUGCCCUUUCCUCCACUGUACACUUGAUGGUCUUAGCAGGACUGGGCCACUGCCCCUCCCAGGGGAGGCUGCAGACUUGGCCGGUGGGCCAGCGCUGCCAGCUCUGAUAGCAAACUCCCCUCUGCUCUCCUGGCUGGGAGGUGUUCCCAGGAUCUCUCCCUGCCCCACACCCCCUCCCCCUUGAACCUCUCACUUGUCUGUCCUCCCAAAAUGCAUCUCUGGUUUAUACCCUGUGAGGCCCUGAAUAAAAAGCACUUGCAAAUGCA